Molecule: messenger RNA, 1734 nt
Organism: Oryza sativa Japonica Group (Japanese rice)
Lineage: Eukaryota; Viridiplantae; Streptophyta; Magnoliopsida; Poales; Poaceae
Source: RefSeq, a predicted model, not a curated record
CCCUCUAAAACCCUCCCUUUCCCCCGCAUCCACGGCCCUCCCUCUCGCCGCCGCCACUUCCCCCUCCCUGACGCUUCGCCGCAGCGAAAGGCGGAGAGAGCGGCGCGCGCGCGGGAGAGAGAGAGAGAGAGAGAGAGAGAGAGAGAGCCGAGAGGAGCAAGCGAGAAUGUCGCCGAUGCUGGCGACGCUGCCGGACGUCACGGCCGUCCUCCACUCCCCGUCGGCCUCGCCGCCGUCCGGCCUCCGCGCGCCGGCGGCUGUGGGGAUGGGGAUGGCGAGGACGCGCUUUCUCGCUCCGCGGGCGGCGGCUUCGGCGGCCUCCGCCGUCUCCGCGAAGCCGGCGGCGGUGGCGCCGCUGUACGCGGACCGCACGGUCGUCCGUAUCGGGCUCCCCAGCAAGGGCCGCAUGUCCGAGCAAACCCUAAGCCUCCUUAAGAGUUGCCAAUUGUCAGUCAGGCACCUCAACCCGCGGCAGUACACCGCAGAUAUCCCGCAGGUCCCAAACUUGGAGGUUUGGUUUCAGAGGCCCAAAGAUAUUGUCCGCAAACUACAAUCUGGGGAUCUUGACCUUGGCAUUGUUGGUUUUGACAUAGUCAGUGAAUAUGGGCAGGGUAGUGAUGAUUUAGUAGUUGUUCAUGAUGCUCUCGAGUUUGGACAUUGUCGUUUGUCCCUUGCGGUUCCUAAGGAAGGCAUUUUCGAGAAUAUAAAUACUCUGGAGGAUUUGGCAAAUAUGCCUGAAUGGACACAAGAGAGACCAUUGCGUGUUGUUACAGGAUUUGGAUAUCUAGGAGAAAAGUUUAUGAGAGAAAAUGGUUUCAAUCAUGUUUCGUUUUUAGCUGGAGAUGGAGCUCUUGAAUCAUAUCCCGCUAUGGGUAUGGCUGAUGUUAUCGUGGAUCUUGUGAGUAGUGGAACAACCUUACGUGAGAAUAAUUUGAAGGAAAUUGAUGGUGGAGUAGUUUUGGAAAGCCAGGCCACGCUUGUCGCAUGUAGGAGAUCGCUACACAAACGUAAUGGUGUCUUGGAGAUUACGCAUGAGAUGCUUGAAAGAUUAGAGGCUCACCUCACAGCAACUGGGGAGAUAAUGGUCACAGCAAACAUGAGGGGGAACAGUGCGGAAGAAGUGGCGGAAAGAGUUCUCAGCCAAACAUCGUUAUGUGGAUUACAGGGCCCAACCAUAAGUCCAGUCUACCGCUCACGUGAUGGGAAGGUUGCUGUGGAAUAUUAUGCGAUUAAUGUAGUAGUUCCACAGAAGUCUCUUUACAAGUCCAUUCAACAGCUGAGAUCUAUUGGUGGCAGUGGAGUCUUGGUGACAAAGCUGACCUACAUAUUUGAUGAGGAAACUCCUAGAUGGCGCAAACUACUUUCGGAGCUGGGGUUGUGACUUGGUGUGAAGUCUGCCAUACUUCUCUGUCAAUGACCCUUUUAGCAUCGGUUUACUUAUGCUCGCUGAAGUAUACUACAACCAUAAUCAGAAAUGAGCUCUCGUUUGAAGUGUCUGCGGUGCUUAUUUGAGAGGAAAUUUUGGUCUGUGCCAUCGUACAUUGUGCUCGUCUAGUUAUACCUUUGACAAGCAUAUGGGUUGAAAUACCCUUUAUGUACCUGUUGAUAUAAUUGUGAGACCUUAUUGCCUUGUUGGAUAGGUGUGCGUAUGAAUUGUACCUUUUCUUGCGUGACGCUGAAUAAAUUGGGCUUUCUGCAAUAAAGAUGGAUGGUGUAAUUCCACCCCGUAGCAAA